Aedes albopictus (Asian tiger mosquito) is the source of this 944-nucleotide messenger RNA. RefSeq lists its product as uncharacterized. Bases 262 to 633 code for a protein of 123 amino acids. The transcript is spliced from 2 exons. The record is from RefSeq and is a predicted model, not a curated record. Lineage: Eukaryota; Metazoa; Arthropoda; Insecta; Diptera; Culicidae.
CGUUUUUCUUUUUGUUCAGGUUCAACCUAGGUUCGCCCCAGUUCCAACCUAACCGCUGUCAAAAUGUUUCUUUAUUCGCUUAGGUUCAACCUAGGUUCGCACCAGGUUGAACUUUUUAGACGACGGGUUCGCACUGACUUCUUUUACAGUUUGAACCUGUUGCACCAAUACACUGAUAACAUACAUCUGUCAAAUCGGUUUCGUGUUUACGUUUUUAGUAACAGUUCGUAGUUGAUUUCUCGAUUGAAAAAAAGUGCAAAAAUGAGUAACCCGGGGGGAAAUCUGCUGCAUGGCGUUGUGCAGGCCGCUGUACAGGCGGUUUCCAGCUAUCUGAUGUGUGCAUCAUCAUCAUCAUCAUCAGAAUCAGACUCUGACGAUCCUGUUUUUGAAGAUCUGAUGUUCAAGGCGUGUGGUCGGAAAGAUCGGCAGAAGAGGCAUCGGGUGGAGAAUUUUGUGGAAGACGUUGUCGCCAAAUAUUCCGACGAAGAGUUCCGCCGUAAUUUCCGCCUUAAAAGAUCAACAGCGGAACAUCUCGUGUCCAGAUACGAAGGUUCUGAGUUCUAUGUUGCAAAUGCUGGCGUUGGACGUAAGAAUGUUCCGGCAAAACAACAGAUGCUUUCGUUUCUCUGGUAAGAUAUUGUUGCUUUACUUUCGUUGGUCUUCCGGUUCUUCUAGAUUGAUUGUAUCUUCGGAUUCUUUUCGGUAGCGGUGUCAUUUAAACCAUAAAUGAUUAGGUCACCAAAAGUAGGAAAAACUACCAUUUCAAUAUUAUUGUUUUCAAUCGUUCCAAAACUAUGGAAAUUAUUUUUAAUUGAGUAUCUCCAGGAGUUCCUUUUUUGAUUUCUCCUAGAGAUCCUGCCACACAAUGAGAACGGCAGGAACGGCAAAUACGGAAUCUCCUAAAAUUGCCGUUGCGUCGUUCCGUUACGAUUUGUCGUUUUAAG